GAUUCCAGCGCGUUGAUUUGCUCGUCCAUCGCGGUCGUGCUGGCGAGAGCCCGGGGAUGUGAGGCUGACUGAAUCCCGCAUCAGGCUCCUUCAGCAGGGAGAGGAGAAGCGCCUGAGCGGCGGCGGCUCGUCCGGAUCUCGGUGAAGGCAGUGUGAUUUCGGCAGGAUGCUCCGGCUGUUCACGGCUCUGGUGAUUGUUGGGCUGCUGCUCGCCUGCUUCACUUCCUGGCUGUUUGACAGCUAUGACAGCGCCUGGCACCCGAAGCGCAGUUUACACCCGUCCAGAGAAACUGGCCCUCCGUACCCCGGCGGCCAACUGGAUAAUAUAUUUUGGUUUGUGCAGGUUUCCGACAUCCAUAUCAGUCGUUUCCACGAUACCAAGCGCAUUCCAGACUUUGAAAGGUUCUGUAGAGACACCAUUGAUGUGAUCAAACCUGAUCUUGUGCUGGCCACAGGGGACUUAACAGAUGCGAAGACUGAGAGUAAAGUGGGCUCUCUUCAAUAUGAAGUGGAGUGGCAGGCCUACCACAACGUCCUUAAAAGAUCACGAGUGCAGGAACGAACAAAAUGGAUUGACAUUCGAGGAAACCAUGAUGCCUUUAAUAUUAUUUCACUGGAGAGCGUGAACAAUUAUUACAGGAAAUACUCUGCCAAUCAGAAAGUUGGAUCCUUCCACUACAUACACAGAACUCCUUUUGGGAACUACUCGUUCAUUUGUGUUGAUGCCACUCUGACCCCUGGACCCAAACGGCCCUAUAACUUCUUUGGGAUUAUCAAUCAGACUCAGAUGGACGUGUUGGCCACCUUUAGAGAGGAGAGUCUGAGCAGUAACAACUCCAUCUGGUUUGGACAUUAUACCACAUCUACAGUCAUCUCCCCCUUCCCGGGAAUCCGAGAGCUCAUGAGUACAGCCGUGGCGUAUUUGUGUGGGCACCUACAUACACUAGGAGGCUUCAUGCCAGUACUGCACAGUCGACAUCACAGAGGCACACUGGAGUUAGAGCUGGGAGACUGGAUGGCAAACCGCAGGUAUAGAAUAUUGGCUUUCGACCAUGACCUGCUCAGUUUCACUGACGUGACAUUUGAGGACUGGCCAGCUGUGCUGAUCACCAAUCCCAAAGACGCCCAGUACCUGCACCCAGGAGUGGAGCCUCUGGGUCGCAUCGGCAGUUCCACGCACAUCAGGCUCCUGGCUUUCUCUGAGUCUCCAGUCGCAGCUGUGCAUGUGAGUGUGGAUGGAGUUUCACUGGGGAAAGCACUUAGCGCAGGGGGUCCUUUAUACAUCAUGCAAUGGGAUCCAACGCUAUAUGCUACUGGACUGCACAGUAUCAGAGUUAAAGUGGAGGACUCUGCAGGUCACUCAAAAGUUCGGGAGCAACAGUUCACACUGGAGGAAGACCUCACUCCCAGCUUCGGCUUCAUGCAGUCCUUCAUCCUCCUCACAGACCACUACAUCCUGGCACGGAUUGCCUUCGUGGUGAUAGUAUUACUAAACCUGGCUGGGCUUGUGCUCUUCAGAUUUAUGCCUGUGUCUUCUACAAGAGAACUGUCUUCUCAAGUGUGGAUGUCCCUGCAUCUUGUCAGUAAGAGCAACAUGUUCUUCUACUCUCUGCUGCUGUUCAACCUGUGUACAGCAUUAGGUCCAUGGUUCAUUGGGGAAAUCAUUGAUGGACACAGUGGAGCCUGCUUUGCUUUUGGCGUGUUUGUGGAUGGGCAUUUCUUCGAAGGAAGUCUGACCUAUGUCGUGGGAGUCAUACAGCUGCUCUUCUUCAAUAUGCCUCUCACUUUUUACCUCUGCUGGAGUCUUCACCACAGAUGUCGCGGCACCAGCUUCCGCUCACAUUUUUGUCGGCCGGGCAGCCGCUGGAGGACUCUGGUGAUGCACAUAGGCAUGCUGGUCCUCAUGAUCUGGCAGGCCUAUUCUUGCUACUUCCUGCUGGAGACCUAUGGGGCACUGGCUUUCUUCCUGUCUCCCGUACGUACCUGGGCUCUGCUCAUGGGCCUGCUGUUGGUGUACAGGGCAUGGUGGGGAACGCCUCCUAGUUUCUCCGCUGGCAGCAUGACCAACCGGCCGUUGUGACAGUGACAGGCCUUCACCUGUAUCGUUGUGACGGACUUUAUUUUGUGCCAAGCUCUUCCCUCCUUUCACCAGUCUUCACGGUCACCAAAUUGCCAAUCGUUCCCAAGACGUGUUAGCAUAGAAAAAAAAUAGUCUUUAGUUAAUAUGAAGCGAUGAUGGCAUCACAUGUGGAUGACGGAGCCGUUGCAAACCUACUACUGAUCCUUCUUUUGACACUAAGACACGUUGGUAGUUUUAUAGUCCGUUCUCACUGUUGUGAGCCCAAACAGUGUUGAAGUCCAGAUGUGUGUACUAGUUACAGUAAGCGUACCUAUUACUGUGAUAAACUGUGCAUUAUGUACUUGUCAAAUUAUGUUUGUUUUUAUUUGUGAUGAGCAAUCAAGAAAGUAAUAAGACUAUGUAAUUCUGAUAUACAUAAUCAGUGUUUCUGCAUAAAACUGCCACCACUCAGAGAGGACAGUCAGUAUGAGUACUCGUAUUGUUUUAAUGCAUAUAAACUACGCAUGUAAAGAGAGGAUGAGAUCACUAAAUUUGCUUACACUUUUAGACGAGGUAUGAAAUGUAAAGGAUAAUUUAAGGGAUAAAGCUGGUCAUUAUUGUCUAUUAUACAAUGAAAAUAGUUCAAAAAGAAGCCAAAGCAUCAAGCUUUGUAUGUCACCAAGCAACACACAGAUUUGAAAUGUGAAUGUGAACACUGCUCAGUCAAUCAGAUUAGAGCAGGGGUGUCCGAUCUUGCUCUUGAAGGGCCAAUAUCAUGCAGCGUUUCGCUCCAACACACUUGCCCAGAAGUUUCUAGUGAUUCUGAAGACCCUGAUUACUUUGGCUCAGGUGUUUUAAAUCAGAGUUGGACCUAAACUCUGCAGGACAGUGCUGAAUUUGACACCCCUGGAUUAGACGAUCAGAACUAUAAUGACCAGGUGACUUAUUCCACUUAUUAACAUAUUG
This is a messenger RNA of Carassius carassius (crucian carp), 3025 nucleotides long. RefSeq names its product transmembrane protein 62-like. NCBI's taxonomy places the organism in Eukaryota, Metazoa, Chordata, Actinopteri, Cypriniformes, Cyprinidae. The coding region runs from base 167 to 2080 and encodes 637 amino acids. Gene Ontology annotation, molecular function: hydrolase activity. The record is from RefSeq and is a predicted model, not a curated record. The transcript has 14 exons.